GGAAUGUGACUGCCUGGCCACGGCGGCGGCGACGGUGGCAUCGUCCGGGGCCGGGGGAGGGGGUGUCUCCGGCAGAGGUCCCCUGGCUCGGGGCAGCUGAGGCGGCGAGGCCUCCUCCCCCCUGCGCCCGCCGCCCGCCUUCGGGGCCGCGAGAGUCCGUCGUCCUUUGCAGCCCCGCUUCGGCGCUGGGACACUGGGGUGGUCUCUCUCCCCCAGACCUGCGACACCCCGUUUCUGAGGCGUGGAGCAGCGUCGCCCACGAGUAAGCCGCCUGUGCCCCGCCCCGGCAGCCUGCCUCUUCCGCCCGAGCCGCCUCUUGCUCCGGGUCCCGGCCCCAAGUUUGGCCACGGAUUCCCCCUUCCCCCCAUUCAAACCCCCUCCCUGCUGUCAAGUGGCCUCCCCUUCCCCCCAGGUUGCUCCCGCGAGCCUCCAAUGCUCUGACUUCUUCCAAUGUCACCUACGGCCCCCUUGGUCUCAGUCCAGCCACAAACUUUAAUGCAAAGGAAAAGUCUGGGUUGGUUUCACAGGCCUUUUAAAAAGCGGACUUAAAAGUUGC
This is a messenger RNA of Cynocephalus volans (Philippine flying lemur), 556 nucleotides long. RefSeq lists its product as uncharacterized. The record is from RefSeq and is a predicted model, not a curated record. The transcript has a single exon. NCBI's taxonomy places the organism in Eukaryota, Metazoa, Chordata, Mammalia, Dermoptera, Cynocephalidae. Bases 451 to 549 code for a protein of 32 amino acids.